Solanum lycopersicum (tomato) is the source of this 789-nucleotide messenger RNA. RefSeq names its product DNA-binding protein Pti4 (gene PTI4). NCBI's taxonomy places the organism in Eukaryota, Viridiplantae, Streptophyta, Magnoliopsida, Solanales, Solanaceae. The record is from RefSeq and is marked validated. Gene Ontology annotation, biological process: regulation of DNA-templated transcription; ethylene-activated signaling pathway. Gene Ontology annotation, molecular function: DNA binding; DNA-binding transcription factor activity.
AAAUUGAACGCCAAAUACCUCAUAAAUCACUAGAAAAAAAAAACUAAAAUUCAAAGCGAAAUGGAUCAACAGUUACCACCGACGAACUUCCCGGUAGAUUUUCCGGUGUAUCGCCGGAAUUCAAGCUUCAGUCGUCUAAUUCCCUGUUUAACUGAAAAAUGGGGAGAUUUACCACUAAAAGUCGAUGAUUCCGAAGAUAUGGUAAUUUACGGUCUAUUAAAAGACGCUCUAAGCGUCGGAUGGUCGCCGUUUAAUUUCACCGCCGGCGAAGUAAAAUCGGAGCCGAGAGAAGAAAUUGAAUCGUCGCUUGAAUUUUCACCUUCUCCGGCGGAGACCACGGCAGCUCCGGCGGCUGAAACACCGAAAGGAAGACAUUAUAGAGGCGUUAGACAGCGUCCGUGGGGGAAAUUUGCGGCGGAGAUUAGAGAUCCGGCGAAGAACGGAGCUAGGGUUUGGCUUGGAACGUACGAAACAGCUGAAGAAGCUGCAAUUGCUUAUGAUAAAGCUGCUUAUAGAAUGAGAGGAUCAAAAGCACAUUUGAAUUUCCCGCACCGGAUCGGUUUGAAUGAACCGGAACCGGUUCGAGUUACGGCGAAAAGGCGAGCAUCGCCGGAACCGGCAAGCUCGUCGGGAAACGGUUCCAUGAAACGGAGAAGAAAAGCCGUUCAGAAAUGUGAUGGAGAAAUGGCGAGUAGAUCAAGUGUCAUGCAAGUUGAAUGUCAAAUUGAACAAUUGACAGGUGUCCAUCAACUAUUGGUCAUUUAAAAAGCCGAAUAUUUCUCCGAACGC